CUAUUUCUCUCUCCUUCCUCUAUCUCCCUCCCUCGAAACUUCCAUCCUAUCUCAUGUGAUCCUUCCCGAUUGUCGGUGGAGCAUUGUCAGAGCUGGCAGGAGAACCCGGUGGCUACUGUGGCAUGACGAGGAAGGAAAAGCGGAAGGCGAUUCGGGAGCGUGAAGAGGAGGCCAAGAUCGAGGAGAGGGAAAGGAAGGCGUUCGAGGUUGGAGGCCGCCGCCAUGCGAAAAGCCACGGAGAAGGAGGAGGAUGCCCGGAGAGGCGCUCUCGGAGACGAAGAUGUCGACACCAUUCAUGGGCCAUGGCGAGGAUGUCAAUGAGGGCGAGGUCGUUGGGGACAACGACAGUGGCACGAUAGCCGUCGACGGCGGUGAGCUGGAGCCCACCUCAUCCUUCUACACCACGAUGAGCGGGAAGCUAGAAGCUCUCGGAGAUCUCUAGGGAUGGCUGGUGCUUGGGGGUAGUCAAGAGAGAUGGAGAGAAUGCUGCAUCGCAAGGAGGAGGAAGAGGCCAUGUCGCAGAGAGAGAGAGGAGUAGGAGAGCCUCUGGUUGGAGGCUGCCACCACCAUGCGGAAGGCUGCGGAGGAGGAGGAGAUGGCCUGAAGGGAGAACUGGAGAAGCUUCUCGAAGUCGAAGAGAGGCUCUUGAUAAAAAACAGAAAAACAAGGGGUAACGUGGCGUGUUAUUCACCAUGGGAUUUGGCGCGGUCCGUGUGCAUAUGGUAAGAUGGAUUUCGGGCUACUAUCGGACCCGAUUUCGGGUUCGGAUCGGACCAAAGAUAUACCCAAACUUAAUCUGAAAGGUAAAUGGGCUCUAUGUUUAGACCCGAACUCAAUCUAAACUGUUUCGAGUCUAAUCUGAAGUCCAAACCGAAAUCGAUUCGACCCGAUGGGCCUCAAGCCGGCUUGUGCCCAAUUCCAGCCCUACCACUGGCAAAAUCCGGUCUGUCUCUCUCUCCCUCAAAUGAUAAGGAGGACCCAUUAACAAAAGCUCUCGUGGACCUCAUGGAUCCACCAAAAAGCCUGUGAAAGUUCCACAGGUGGGCUUCUUGAUUGGUCGUGCUGCCAGUCCUUGGGUUAUUGAGAGGAUGUUUUCGUUGACGUGUAGCCAGAGAGGUGCAGAUCUGAUCGCUUGCGGCGGCAAUGGGAGGUCGCGGCGGAGGUCGGUUUGGAGGCGCAGUGGUGGUGUUCGCUGCCAGGUCCCAUCCACACAGAAUGUGGAUGUUCCGAGUUUGGGGCCGCCUGUGGGUAUCAAGCCGUUGGUAUCUGGUAAUGGACCCAUUCAGAUGUCUUCUUUGCUGGAAGCGGUUUCCAAAGAUCUGCAACAGCUAAACAACAAUUUAAAAUCAAUUAUUGGAUCAGAAAAUCCAGUUCUAGUAUCUGCAGCAGAACAGAUAUUUGGUGCUGGUGGAAGGAGGUUGAGGCCAGCCCUUGUUUUCCUGGUGUCAAGGGCCACUGUUCAAAUUGCAGGUUUAAAGGAACUAACUGCACAACAUCAAUGCUUAGCAGAGAUUAUUGAGAUGAUUUAUACAGCAAGUUUAAUACAUGAUGAUGUCAUAGAUGAAAGUGGGACACGAAAAGGGAAGGAAACGAUUCAUCAACUAUAUGGGAUGCGGGUAGGAGUACUAGCAGGAGACUUCAUGUUUGCACAAUCUUCUUGGUACCUUGCAAAUCUUGAAAACAUUGAAGUUAUAAAACUCAUAAGCCAAGUUAUCAAGGAUUUUGCUAAUGGUGAAAUAAAGCAACAUUCAAGCCUUUUCAACUGCGACCUUACACUGAAAGAGUAUUUGCUUAAGAGCUACUACAAGACUGCAUCUUUGAUUGCAGCAAGUGCAAAGGCCGCUGCCAUUUUUAGUGGUGUCAGCAGCAGCAUCUGUGAACAGAUGUAUGAAUAUGGAAAGAACCUAGGUCUAUCAUUUCAGGUUGUUGAUGACAUUCUUGACUUCACCCAAUCAGCAGAGCAACUUGGCAAGCCAGCUGGUAGCGACCUGGUGAAAGGAAACCUGACCGCCCCUGUGAUUUUUGCAUUGGAGGAGCCAAAGUUACGAGAGAUCAUCUACUCCGAGUUCGGUGAAGAUGGUUCACUAGACACCGCAAUGCAAUUGGUUAAAGAGUGUGGAGGGAUCAAAAGAGCUCAAGAUCUAGCUAGAGAAAAGGGUGACUUGGCAAUCCAAAAUCUUCGGUGCCUCCAUCAAUGUGAGUUCAGAUCUUCACUUGAGGGGAUGGUGAAAUAUAAUCUUGAAAGGGUUGAGUAGAAUUAUGUUGUUGAUUGAAGUAGAGCCACUCAUUUGACUCCAUUGGGAAAGAAAAGGGAGCAAUGAUAAAGCAACACAUUAGAUUCAUAGUGCCGAAAAUUGAUUUAAUCAUUUAUUUUAAGGCUACAUUACUAAUACAUAUGAGGUGUUUGAUCACUCAUUCAAAACCUACUGUAACAUUGUAUUCAUAGCCUGGAUAUUUAGCAUGCUAAAAUGUAAUAUUUUUUUUUGAAUAAAAUUUAAAGUUCAUUUCAUAUGAUUUUAGCCAGUGUUUAGGUGUUUCUGUUAUACGAGAAUUUAUAUUACAUCUAGACCAAUAAUUGUGAUUCAUCAAAAGGCCAAUAAAUCAAUAAUGUAAGUUGAAACUUCAGAUAACGAGGAUAUAGGCCGAUAUGCUAAGAGUGUGGGCCAAUACACUAAAGGUGUAGGCCACAUAAUUAGUGUGUAGGCCGAAAGAAUGAAAGCUAUCAGCUAAGAUGAGACUGUUAAUGGAGUAGAGUCUGAGAAUGAUGGUCCUUCAAUGACGUAUGAUGAAUAGGUGUACUAUCCAAAAAGUGAGAAGAGCAGUAUAGCACCACUUAUCAUAUAUGGUAGUUAUGGGUUCUGUGGCAUACUAUAGCAAAGAUAUUUUUCAAAAUCAAGGAGUGGCACCCAUCUUCCCACUAUUCAUGAUGUGGGAGGUAAGACAGUAUUACUUUUCAUGUAUGGUAAUAGUGGAUCAUGUGGCACUUAAUAGUAAAGACAUGUG
Elaeis guineensis (African oil palm) is the source of this 3003-nucleotide messenger RNA. RefSeq names its product probable solanesyl-diphosphate synthase 3, chloroplastic. The record is from RefSeq and is a predicted model, not a curated record. NCBI's taxonomy places the organism in Eukaryota, Viridiplantae, Streptophyta, Magnoliopsida, Arecales, Arecaceae. Gene Ontology annotation, molecular function: prenyltransferase activity. Gene Ontology annotation, biological process: plastoquinone biosynthetic process; isoprenoid biosynthetic process. Gene Ontology annotation, cellular component: chloroplast.